ACUACGACGACGUGGACAUCCCCAGCAGCUGUGACCCGGCCAGGCCCACGCUGCCAGCCGACGCUGACGUGCCGCCCCCACUGCCCCCCAAGCCCAAGUUCCGGAGCCGGUCCGAUGAGACGCCCGCCGAGGAGACGCGGCCCCAGCCUGGGGGGCAGCUCCUGCAGCGCCCCGGCACCCCGGUCUCCCUGGUGCGGUGCUCCAGCGGGCCCGUGGGGAGCCGGACCCCACACCCCACCCAGCACACCAACCCCCGCCGCUCCCACCUCUCGGCCAGCUCAGAUCCCACCCUGUGGCCCGGACCCCGGAGCGAGGAGCCCCCCGUCCUGCCCCCCAAGACAGAGAAGAAACGGAGACAGGACGGAUCCCUCUUCAAGAAGGUCUUUAACGGCUGCCCCCUGCGCAUCGCGGCCACGGCCACCUGGACGCACCCCAGCACCCAAG
This is a messenger RNA of Terrapene triunguis (Three-toed box turtle), 444 nucleotides long. Its product is annotated as translation initiation factor IF-2-like. NCBI's taxonomy places the organism in Eukaryota, Metazoa, Chordata, Testudines, Emydidae. The annotation marks the transcript as partial. The record is from RefSeq and is a predicted model, not a curated record. The transcript is spliced from 6 exons.